AGACAUCUGACUCUAUUUGGAGUUGUGUCGAUUGCAGAUGAAGAAAGUUUUUUUCUUGUUCUUGUCUACUUGUACUUACUUACACCAGAGCUCUUUGGCAGACUCCGUCCUCGCAGAGAGCCCGCACCAGGAUGGGUGCUCUCCCGGUGCAAAGGAUAUUAUGGAUAUGUGGUUUGAUCUUUACUGGAAUAACAGGAGUUUGCGGUUUAAACGUCUGCACCUCCAGAGGGGCCAGCACAUGCAAGCAAUGUCUGGCUGUGCACCCCAGCUGUGCGUGGUGCUUCCAGGAGGAUUUCGGCCAGGGGGUUGCCAGUUCUUCCCGCUGCGAUCUGCCAAGUGAGCUGGUGGCAGCGGGCUGUGCACUGUCAGCUCUGGCGUCUCCAACCAGCAAAAUGCAUGUGAUCGAGGACCGGCCCCUCAGCAACAAGGCAACAGGGGCCACGCAAAACGUCACCCAGAUAAAACCCCAGAAACUACACAUCACCCUCAGGCCAGAUGAUGCUAAGCGCUUUACAGUGAAGGUGCGUCAGGUAGAGGACUACCCCGUGGAUCUCUACUACCUCAUGGAUCUCUCCUACUCCAUGAAUGAUGAUCUCUUCCGCCUGAGGACAUUGGGAAAAGGCCUGGCCGAGGCCAUGAACCGCACCACCAGCAACCUCCGCAUGGGCUUUGGGGCUUUUGUGGACAAGCCGCUCUCACCUUACAUGUACAUCUCCCCCAAAGAGGCUGUAAAGAACCCCUGCUACAGCAUUAACACCACCUGCCUGCCCCAGUUUGGCUACAAACACGUUCUGUCUCUGACGGAGGAGGUGAGCCGCUUCACAGAGGAAGUGAAGAAGCAGAUGGUGUCCAGGAACCGAGAUGCCCCGGAAGGAGGCUUUGAUGCCAUCAUCCAGGCUGCUGUGUGCAAGGAUCAGAUCGGUUGGCGCCCCGGUGCAUCCCACCUUCUGAUCUUCACCUCAGAUGCUAAGACUCACGUGGCUCUGGAUGGUCGUCUGGCUGGAAUCGUGCAACCCAACGAUGGGCAGUGCCACCUCAACUCUGACAAUAUGUACAGCAUGUCUACCACCAUGGAUUACCCAUCUCUAGCUCUGAUCACAGAGAAGAUGUCGGAGAACAACAUCAAUCUCAUCUUUGCUGUCACCAACCUUGUGGUUCCUCUGUACCAGAACUACAGUGAGUUGAUUCCUGGCACCACAGUAGGAACACUGUCCAACGACUCGGGCAAUGUUGUUCAGCUCAUUCUGAAGGCCUACGCUAAAAUCCGUUCCAAGGUGGAGCUGGAGCUUCAAGGUGUCCCGGAGGAGUUGUCCCUGUCCUUCAAUGCCACCUGUCUGAAUGGAGAGCUCAUCCCUGGCCUCAAAUCCUGCUCUGGGCUCAAGAUAGGAGACACGGUCUCUUUCAGUGUGGAGGCCAGAGCUCGCGGUUGUCCCAAACAGAAGAACAAAACCUUCAUCAUUAAACCUGUGGGCUUCAAGGACUCCCUCUCCAUCACUGUCACCUUUGAGUGCGACUGCAAGUGCCAGACCAAAGCCCAGCCCAAUAGCCCCAAAUGUAACCACGGCAACGGCACCUACGAGUGUGGCAUCUGCCUGUGCCACCCAGGUCGCUUAGGGCCACACUGCGAGUGUGCAGAGGGUGACUAUAACCCCACAGAGCAGGACCGCUGCAGUAGACACACUGGCUCUGGAGGACCUCAGUCUGCCAUCUGCAGCGGCCGUGGAGACUGCGUGUGCGGCCAGUGUGUGUGCCACAGCAGUGACUUUGGAAAAGUCUGGGGAAAGCUGUGUGAGUGUGAUGACUUCAACUGCCUGCGCUACAAGGGGGAACUGUGCUCAGGUCAUGGCGUCUGUAACUGUGGCUUCUGCCAGUGUGCACCCGACUGGCAGGGUGAGAACUGUAACUGCUCCAGACGUACUGACACCUGUAUGUCCAACCUGGGUCUGCUGUGCAGUGGGAGGGGCCAGUGUGUGUGUGGGACCUGUGAGUGCACCCAGCCCGGGGCCUACGGAGUCACAUGUGAUAAGUGUCCCACCUGCCCUGACGCCUGCACCAUGAAGAAGGAGUGUGUGGAGUGUAAGCACUUCAAGAGGGGAAAGCUGUUUGAUGACAACACCUGCUCUCGAAUCUGCAAGGAUGAGAUUGUGCUUGUGGAUGAAUUAGUGCUCCAUGAUACAAAUGCUGUGAACUGCACUUACAAAGAUGAGAAUGAUUGCGUGGAGCGUUUCCAGUACUAUGAGGACGCCAGUGGCAAAUCGAUCUUGUUUGUUGUCAAAGAGCCAGACUGCCCCAAGGGUCCUGACAUUUUGGUGGUGCUUCUGUCGGUGGCAGGAGCCAUCUUGUUUCUUGGCUUGGCAGCUCUGCUUAUCUGGAAACUGCUGGUCACCAUCCACGACAGACGGGAGUUCGCCAAAUUUGAGGAAGAACGCGCUCGUGCAAAGUGGGACACGGGGCACAAUCCUCUCUACAAAGGAGCCACAUCUACCUUCACAAACAUCACAUACAGAGGAAAAGACUGAUGCUACUGAACAAGGAUGAAGAAUAAAGGAUGAAAUAAUGGACUUUUACUGUCCGUUGUGGGAAGGCACCGAAUCAUGUGCAGGCCUCUACUGUCACAAGACAAUAAUUAAUAAUUAUUUGUGUUUGUAAAUAUGUAGAAAUGAUUCUGAGGACACAUUUGAUCAGGGAUUUGUCAUAAACACCUACUUAUACUAUGCUGAUAAAUAAGAUAUUGUUUUAAUUUUGUGUGAUGGACAAAGAACUGUUGAGUAGGUUUACCCAAAUCAUGAAAAAACAUAUUUACAUACUUACCCCUACCCUAAAUUAUUUACUGUAAAGUCUCUUUUCAGUCGCCAAUAUUCUGGAUAACCCACAGACCUUGCUGUGGAUGGUUUUCAUUAUUUUUUACCUUUGGUGGAAAAUAGUAUCGAAAGAAAAUGAUUUGCAGCAAGAUGUGUAGAUUAUUCUGGAUAUCUGUUUCAGAGGCAGAUUAAAUAAAAAAACAAACUAUCCACAUGAGUGGAUACCACUGAGGCUAAGUAGGAAAAAACAUUUAAAAAAGUGAUGUGAGUGAACUAAUUCUUAAAGUCAGUGGAAGAACAAAAGGGCAGAUAGUGUUAAGCAAAACAAACUUGAUUUCCUGAUCACAAUGUUGGGAUUUCCUGUUUGUGGUACUCAAUGGGACUAUGGCAAGAUAAACUGUCUUUAAUCCAGUCAAGUGACCUGCUAGAGAUAUGAUGUGGUUUGGAGUAAACUGUUAAUUUUCUUGAAAACCGGUGCAGUUUCUUGUGUGGACUCUGAGAGAUAAGUGUAAAGAUAGUCAAUCUCAAGAAAUCUGAUUUCAAAUGAAUGACACUUUAGGGAGCAUUAUUAGUUUUUUAUAUAUUAAGCAACUUAUGUUUUUAAAGGUACAAUAGUGACUAAUUUCCACUGUGUUUUUAUUUUAAAUGUUGAAAACUUGUUUGUGGGUGAGUUGUUGUUAAACAGUCGGCCUGCUCAGGAUUCACGUCACUCAACAUAACUGAAGCAUGAGCAGACAUUUUUGGAUUUAAUGGCAACAAGACUUUUCAAAUGAAUGACCAAAUUUAAUCAUUCCAAAUUACACAUUACAUUACAGGAAUUUACUAGACACAGAUUAUGAACACUUGUUUAAAAUGAUUACAGUUAGAUAUGUGGCUUAUAAAUGAUUGUACUGCUUCCCCACGACUCCCACUCAAGUGUGCAGGGCUUUUUGUCUGCAAUACUCUGCUUCCAUCUCCUGGACUUGAACUGCAAGUAUAGCUCACUGGUCCUUGUGUGGUCGUCUGCAAAUGACACUAUCCAAUGUACAGGAUGAACUAUUUCAGAUGAAUUACACCUUGUACACGGAGCAGUGUACUUGCAGAUUAAGUCCAUGGGAUCCAAGCAGUUCAGACAAAAAGCCCUGCACACUUACGAAGUUAUGAAGUUAUCUAUGCUGCGUGCGUAAACUGGCACAGCGCCUCUUUCAGUUUGGAGACACACUUUACUCUACAAAUAAAUAGUUGUGGGCAACAAACAGAACAUUUGCAGAAACACUGAUGUUUCUGCAAAACCAAGAAUUACAUUAAACCCAUAAAACUCUUACCAUCUUCUAUUCACAUUAAAAGUUGCAUUUUAAUGCAAACCUUAAUCUGUAACUUACGUGAAAUUGUAAUGCAAAAACAAAAGAAAGGGGAGAGCCAAAACUCAACAUACUAGAAAGUUGUUUUGUGAUUUUGAAGUGGUCUUUGUGCCUCAAGUUACGUAAAUUGUGGCUUUUGUGCUCUCUAUGUUGUUUAUGGACCAGUAUUGGCGCUGAAAUGUGGUGAAAAGCUUGGCAUUUAGAUGCUGUACUGUGCUCAGAGGAACCUAUAGCUACAUUUUUUUUAAUGCAGGAUGUAUCAUACAUCCCUUUUGAGUUAAAAAAUAUUUGGUGUUUUUCAUUUGACUCAAACAAUAUUUUACUGUGUGCAAACUGUGUGCCACAGGCGGGAUUACCAACUGGGCAAAGCCCUGCGGAUAAAUAAAUAAAUAAAUAUGG
Molecule: messenger RNA, 4540 nt
Organism: Siniperca chuatsi (mandarin fish)
Lineage: Eukaryota; Metazoa; Chordata; Actinopteri; Centrarchiformes; Sinipercidae
Product: integrin beta-3-like
Exons: 15
Coding region: 132-2519 (795 amino acids)
Biological process (GO): cell adhesion mediated by integrin; integrin-mediated signaling pathway; cell-matrix adhesion
Cellular component (GO): cell surface; integrin complex; focal adhesion
Molecular function (GO): fibronectin binding; fibrinogen binding; integrin binding
Source: RefSeq, a predicted model, not a curated record